GAAUCCAACAACCUUAUCCUCAAAGGUUCCAACUUGCAAUGCCUCCUGCAUUUGCAGGCUAAAAAUACAGAAAAAUAAGGAAAAGAAAAAAAGGUAGAGAGGCAAAAAAGAAAGGAAAAAAUGGCAUUAUAUUUUCUCCCAACUGCACACCCCUUCUGUGUACCAUCAUCACCCUCUUUGUCAUUGGCAACACAAACACAUCUUUACAACCCCAUCAAUUGUAGUGUGAAAAGGCAAUUAACACUUUGCAAAGCAGUUAAUCAGUCAUCAGUACAUCCUCCAAUUCUGACCAAAAGAGGCUUAUCCAUUAGUUUUCUCACCACUUUUGUGCUUUCAUUUGCUGGUGAGGGUUCUCAUGCUGCUAUUCUUGAAGCAGAUGAUGACGAGGAGCUCUUGGAAAAAGUAAAGAAGGACAGGAAAAAGAGACUUGAAAGACAAGGUGUGAUCAAAUCCUCCACCAAAGAAACAGGGUAUCUUCAGGAUCUGGUAUAUAAACUGAGUGAAGUUGGCAAAGCAAUUGAAAACAAUGAUCUACCUAAAGCCGCUUCUGUCUUUGGGAGUGGCACUGAUACUGAUUGGGUCCAGAAAGCUAACAUAGCUUUGAAUAAGUUGAGUGCCAGUCCUGAAGAAAAGAAUGAGGUUGACACAUUCAAUUCCUCCAUAGCUUCAUUGAUUUCAUCAGUUGCUAAGAAUGAUGUUGAGUCCUCCAAAAUUGCCUUUGUGUCUUCAGCCAGUGCUUUUGAGAAGUGGACCUCCUUGACAGGGCUGAUAGUUCAGCUUAAAGGGCUUUGAUGGAAGCUACAACACAGUUUAUCUCAUCUCAAAAUUUGUUAAAUACGUUAACUUCUCGCCUGGGUCACCUAAUUGGUGUCUUGAUGCAGUCUCAUUUCAGCUUUAUCCAUCACCACUCCAAAAUGCCAACUUACUCAUCAUUCGUUGCUCAAAAUCUUUAGGCUUGAGUGUGAAUAGUCUUGCGCAAAAUUGCAAUUUUGAUGUUGUCGAGAAUUUAACUUAAAUGUUUUUUCUUGUUCAGCAGACAGCACAAAUAAAAGGCUUUCAAGUUGUUGUAGGAAGAUCAAAAUUAAAUUGUGGUUUGGGUCAAAUACAGAACCAUUCUUUGAUUAUUUUGUUAUGCAGUGCACCAUCUUCACUUUUACCACCCCUUGUUUGGCCAAUAAAAGAGCAGAAAAAUUCGCCGAGA
Molecule: messenger RNA, 1201 nt
Organism: Vigna radiata var. radiata (mung bean)
Lineage: Eukaryota; Viridiplantae; Streptophyta; Magnoliopsida; Fabales; Fabaceae
Product: thylakoid lumenal 16.5 kDa protein, chloroplastic
Exons: 4
Coding region: 121-792 (223 amino acids)
Biological process (GO): photosystem II repair
Source: RefSeq, a predicted model, not a curated record